Messenger RNA from Thyridium curvatum, 3741 nucleotides. RefSeq lists its product as uncharacterized. Gene Ontology annotation, biological process: regulation of DNA-templated transcription. The record is from RefSeq and is a predicted model, not a curated record. The transcript has 3 exons. Gene Ontology annotation, molecular function: DNA binding. The coding region runs from base 1 to 3741 and encodes 1246 amino acids. NCBI's taxonomy places the organism in Eukaryota, Fungi, Ascomycota, Sordariomycetes, Thyridiales, Thyridiaceae.
AUGCCUACCAUCCCCGAGGACGAAGCCAUGGACAACUUCGUCGACUGGGACCAAGCAGAGCCCCCCGUUGGGGCUGCCGCCGCCUUUGACCUCACCAUGGACCCGCAGCUUCCGCUGGCUGCACUUGACGGCGGCCCGGACGACAUCAAUCUGGCUCUCGCCAACGUCACUGGAGACGACUUCUCCUUCUGGGCUCUCGAGCACUACGAGACCAACAUGCAGCCCCUGAAUGAUAACAGCAACAGCAACACCGAUAUCUCCGCUCUCAAUCCCCUUCUGGACAACGCUCCCGAGCGGGAGGAUUCCCUCGCUGCCAUGGAUUGGUACGCUUCCGGGGUCCCGUGUGCUCACUGCCAGGCGGGAGGUUUCUCUUGCAAGACCAUCAGAGAAGGUCGCUACAAGGGCUACUGCACAAGCUGCGUCGCUCUCCGCUGCCAUUGUAGUUUUGGACCCGCCGCUACCAGCGGGCGUGAGGAGUCCAACGCCUUUCCCUUCAACCCCUGGCCGACUCUAGGAGACCAUCCGAACCCCGUCAUGCCCACUCUGGGUCUGGGAUUCCGUCCCGAUGGCUCGGCCCCGUUCGAUGAGAGCAUCCACGUCAUGUCCAACAGGUCUUCCGUCUCUGAACUCAGAGGUCUUACUGCUACCAGCGGCGAGCAGACCCCGGCAGACAAGAACCCGCCCAAGGUCGGCGCCCGCUUCUCACGAGAGUCUGUCCGGAUCCUCAAGAAUUGGCUCUCGACUCAUGGAAGACACCCUUAUCCCACUGACGAGGAGAAAGAGAGACUUCAGCAGAUGACUGGUCUCAACAAAACGCAGAUCACAAACUGGCUUGCCAAUGCUCGCCGUCGUGGCAAGAUCCAGGCUCCUCGAUCCACCUCGCCUCACGUCAGGAGCUUCUCGGGCGCCAUUGAUAUCCCGCCCCGGCCUGGCACUCCCUCCGUCCGUGACAGUGGUUUCAGGCGAGGCACACCCAUCCCCUUUGAGAGCAUGAACCCCCUGCAAAGAUGGGCCAACUCGCCCCCAGAAAACGAACCGGCUUCCGUCUCCGAUAUUGCUCGUGCCGUCGGCGCCUCGUCCUCGUCGGCCCUGUCUUCCGGCCUGAACAGCCCCUACAGUUUCCGGUUCACUGACGACGGCUCUGGCCGGUCUCUCUGCAACCAGUCGUCAGCUAGCAGUUUGGGAACGUCUCAUUCCAGUGGUGGCUCCUUUGCGUCUGCAUACUCUCAUGCUUCCCGAGGCUCCUUUGGCUCCUUCGGCUCCAUGGGAAACCGAGGACGUAGGAGAAGGAGAAGGCGGGCUACGCCCAAGAGGCCUGAAGAUGGCACUACUGCCCUCAUUCCACAGACCAAGACCUACCAAUGUACUUUCUGUACCGAAACCUUCCGAACAAAGCAUGACUGGCAGCGGCACGAGAAGUCCCUGCACUUGUCUCUGGAGCGAUGGGUGUGCGCGCCCAAAGGCGCAACUGUUGUGAACCCGGAAACAAACUUGGUCUCCUGUGUCUUUUGCGGACACGCCAAUCCCGACGAGGCUCAUCUCGAAGCGCACAACUGCUCCGCAUGCCAGGAAAAGAACCUGGACGAGAGGACCUUCUAUCGCAAGGAUCAUCUGCGUCAGCAUCUCAAACUUGUGCACAAUGUCAAGUUCCUCAACUGGGCUAUGGACCCCUGGAAGAUUGCCACGCCGGAAAUCCGGUCUCGCUGUGGUUUCUGUGGUAUCGUCAUGGAUACCUGGACUAUCAGAAUCGACCAUCUCGCAGAGCACUUCAAGACCGGUAAUACCAUGGCGGACUGGAAGGGUGACUGGGGUUUCGACGCUCCGGUGCUGCAAAUGGUCGAGAACUCUAUUCCUCCAUAUUUGAUUCACGAUGAACGAAAUAGCCCUCUUCCUUUCACGGCGGACCACCGCUCUCCCGAGACGCCGAGGAAUGCCUACGACCUGCUCAAGUGGGAACUCAUGUUCUGGCUUGUCGGUAAGCGUGAGGAGCUUGGACGGGAUCCCACGGACGAAGAAACACAAUUCGAGGCUUGCCGGAUUAUCUUUGGCUCAGAGAUCCUCUCCACAAACCAUUCUGCAACCCCUGCGCCAUCCUGGCUCCGGGAUCUGGUCUUGUCUUCUGAGCAAAUCAAGCUGCAAGCUCAGCUUGGCGACAUCCGCAGGCAAAGCGAGAACCGCAUGUCCAUCAUGAAGAUCAAUGGCAAGGACAAUCUCUUCGAAGGCUGUCCCAUGGAAUGCGAGCUGCACGAAUACGUCAAGGCCAGACGGUUCCUCGGCUUAACCGCAACGGACAGCGAGCUGCAGGCGGAGGCUUGCAAGAUCAUCAGUCGGAUGGAGGAAUCUUCCAGCAGCCCGUCAGAUUUCGUUGCCAACUUCUUGGUCCGUCUGAUCUACAACCACAAGCUGUGGCUCGCCGACUUUAGGCAGAGAGCCCAGCUGGCUCGUUCUGAAGACAUGUUCGAUGAGGGUGUGCGGUCCAAGGACCCCAAGACCAUCGAUUCCACCAUCCACAGUUUCAGUAGGCUCGAGAACGAUCUGGCCGACUUUGUCAAGUCACAGCGAGCUCUGGGCAUCGAGCCUGAUGAUGCUAGUCUGCAGAGGCAGGCGAGGAUCAUCAUCUACGAGUUCGACGACGGAUGGAACCAGACUGCCGCCGACAAUGCGGAGUGGCUGGCUGCCUUUCGGGCUCGACAUGUCGACCAGAAUAGCCCUGCGGCUCAAUCCUCCGAUACCACGCUAGCGGCUGGCACAGUCACCCCUGAGUCUUCAUCGAGCAUGCAGUUGGCCAUGAUCAGCACUGCAGGUCUGUCUGAUGCCUAUACGGCCGGUGCGGCGCCCACGAUGGGUCUCUCAUGCCGCAACUCCUCGCUGAGGACGUCGCCUUUCUUCCUAAACGAUGCCAACUGCUACCGCAGACUGGCCAAGGAACUGACCAGAUUCGUCGCGUCUACUACAUCGCCCAACAACCCCAACUCCCACGUCCCUAGUGACGAGGAGCUACAGCACCAAGCACGCUGGAUUCUUUAUGAUAGCGACGAUCCAUGGAACCAGACAGCCGCGGACAACGCCGAAUGGCUUCGCCGCUUCAAGCGUGACGUGGGCAUCCUGCCACCCGAGGAAGGCCCUGGCCUGCCUGUGGCCAACGGAUCGUGGGCCAUCUCGCAGGGCGGCUCGGGUUUCGCGCCUCCAUACGCCUUCCCCAAGGCCUCGAUGGCGCCGUUUGGCGAUGACGUGCAGCUCGAGCUUUGCGGCGCCGCCAAGACGUACGCCGCCGACUCGAGCACGGUCAACAAGUUUCUGCAGUCGCUCACGACGCGCUACUCGGCGCCCGCGACGGUGUUCUGCUCGCGAGAGCUCGAGAAGGCGCUCAUUGACUACGUCAUCGCUGAGACGGCGGCGGGAGGCGCCUCGGCUGUCGCCAAGGGCGCGCUGUUCCCCUCGGAUGCGCAGCUCAAGGCCAAGGCGUGCGAAGUCAUGGGCACGGCGACGACGCCGGCUGACGACGAGGUCCUGCUGGCCAAGUUCAAGGACAUGGUGCGCGACAAGUGCGGGAUCCAGGCCUCGACGAUGACACCCCCUGCGGCGGCAGCAGCUGCUGCUGGUAGCAACGAGCUUGACUUUACGGGGGUGGAUUUGGGCGUCGACAUCCCCGAGCACGAGUUGAAUGAUAUCCUGAUGGACAUGAAUUUUGAUUUUGGCGAGGGCGCUGACUUGGGCGGCGGCGGUGCGCCGCUCGUUUAA